AACGGAACGUUGACGAAGUGUCAAAAUUAAUUUAACCGCAACCGAUUUUAUACAUUUAAAUUUUAAGACUAAAGUAGAAAAUUGAUUAAAACAUUUUGUCAGCAUCUGCUUGCUUCAGAAAAAAAAAGAAUUUGAAAAUAAUGAAAGAAUCUUCCUUUUCUUUUGGUUGGUUGUUUGCGUACUGUUUUACUUGUAUGUGAUAAAAAUAUUAACAUUAAAUAGUAUAAAACAACCAAUUGAAAUACUUUGAUUAUGGGGGUUAAGGGCUUAUGGACUGUCCUAACUCCAUACAGCGAAAAAAAGUCCUUGUACGAGAUUCGUGGUGAAACUGUUGCGGUAGAUCUAUCAGGUUGGGUUUGUGAUAGCCAAAAUGUAACAGAUUACUAUGUGCAACCUAAACUUUAUCUAAGGAAUUUAUUUUUCCGGACAAUUUAUUUAUUGCUAGCAGACAUAACUCCUAUAUUUGUUUUGGAAGGAGAAGCUCCAGAGUUAAAGAGGGAUGUAAUGGCUGCCAGAAAUGCUAUCCAAUUUAAAGGAGCAGCACCAAGAGCUGAAACUACAACAUCAAAACCAGAUGUUGGAAGAAAAAGAUUCAGAAAUGUCCUGAAAGAAUGUGAGAAUCUGCUCAGGACUAUGGGAGUGCGAUGUAUUAAAGGAAGAGGUGAAGCAGAAGCUACAUGUGCACAACUAAAUGCUCAAGGUUUGGUAGAUGCAGUGAUAUCACAGGACUCCGAUUGCUUUGCUUAUGGUGCCCAUCGUGUGUACCGCAACUUCAGUGUAUCAAAUGCAGCUGGUGGCGGUGCGAUGCAGGGUUCAGUGGACUGCUAUGAUGCUCAACAGAUGUUCUCUGCAAUUGGAUUUGGUCGUAACAAGAUGGUGGCUCUAGCGAUGCUUUGCGGUUGUGAUUAUGGUGUGGGAGCUUGUGGCAGUUCGAUAACUACUGUUGUCUCCUUCUUGCAUACGGUCACCGAUAACGAAAUAAUACCAAGGUUGAUAUCGUGGGUGAGUGACACUAGUCGUUACGAUGAAUUAACCCGUUGGUCUGCCGCCCCGGGUCGAUGCGACCGCUGCGGUCACGUCGGAAGAACGCACCUCAAGAACGGCUGCCCCGUAUGUGCCACACACAAAGGCUGUAAUGACCUGGGGCAUAAAGCAAAAUUAACUGGUGUAAAGCGCGAGCUAUCACUUCGUAGUCGCGCCCUGUCUUGCGGGAUGCCGUUCCCGGAACCUAGGAUAAUGAAGGAGUUCUUGAACACCGCUCCCGAGAACAUAGAUCUGGAUAAAUUGAAAACUCCCGCUCCGAGCCUUAUACAAUUUAUGAAUCUAAUGACUAAAAAGUUAGACUGGACUGAGAGAUACUGCGUGGUGAAGUUUUUACCUCUGCUGACGAAAUGGCAUCUUCAAAAUGAUGUGCCAUGUAGAACCAUCAAACCAGUAGCCAUAAAGAAGAAAAGAAAUCCGCGAGGAGUGCCUAGCUACGAAGUUGUAUGGGCAGAUAUAGACGGACAGUUUGAAGGUUUAAUUCCUGAUGAUCAGAUUGAAGAAGGCGAAGAUCUAUCCACAUAUUGGACAACCACCGAAAGACAAGAUCUGAUGAGACAGUUUUAUCCAGCCGUUGUCGAAGUUUAUGAGGAUUCUAUAAAGAAACCACCAAAAGAAAAGAAAACUAGAGCCAAAAAGAAGACUGAUGUAGAAAAUCCAGAGAAACCUAAACGUAAAUACAACAAGCGAGUUAAAAAGCUUAUCGACACCGAAAUGGUUAAUCUUAGUGGAUCACUUAAAAAAUUAGAUUUGACAGACACUGCGCCUGACCUCAAUACAAGCAAAGCCAAUGUUAGUGUUAGCAUCAAUAAGUUGAAAAGAAAAAUUAAGAGCAAUUCUAAGAAGGGAAAACAGAAAACAAUAGACAGUUUUAUAGGUAAGAAGCGUAGGAAAUCUUCGAAAAAGACGAUGAAUAUGGGAUCUUGCAGCUUUAAAAAAAUAUGUGAUGAAUAUGACAAUGCAAAUGACGAUUUGGUGCAAACAGAACGAGUUAAAGAUGUAAAAAAUAAUACACAUAAUAAAGAAAAUAUAUUCUCAAUCAGCAUGUUAAAUGACAGCGAAGGUGAUGUUAACGGAAGUGAUAUAUCAGACAUUAUAGACAACAUUGUAAAAAGGCCUCCAGAAAUUAACACAAUCAGAGUUGACAAUAAUUUAAUGAAACUUGUCUUUGAAACAAGAAAUACUCCCAAAAAAACUAUUUUAAGAAAAAGUGUAUUGAAUCAUAUACAGAAUAAUUGUUCAACACCAAAACAAAGUUCUGUUAAAGGAAGAAACUCGAAUAAAGAUAACAUUGAUAAUGAAAUUGAAAAAGUGUCUUAUUGUGCAGUGAAUACGAGUUAUUUCUUUGAUAAGUUGACUGAUAACCGCGACGCUUUUGAAAUGUCUCUUGAUUAUAAACAUAAGAGUGCUAUAAUUGUAGAUUGCGAUACAACAGUAGAUUAUAGUUUACCUGAUGUACGCUUGUGAUAUCUGAAUCAUGUUAUAUGUGUGCUGUGGGGUUUUGGAUUUUUUGAUA
Molecule: messenger RNA, 2557 nt
Organism: Chilo suppressalis (striped riceborer)
Lineage: Eukaryota; Metazoa; Arthropoda; Insecta; Lepidoptera; Crambidae
Source: the annotation of a GenBank genome assembly